Molecule: messenger RNA, 1354 nt
Organism: Poecilia latipinna (sailfin molly)
Lineage: Eukaryota; Metazoa; Chordata; Actinopteri; Cyprinodontiformes; Poeciliidae
Gene: casp17
Product: caspase 17, apoptosis-related cysteine peptidase
Exons: 4
Coding region: 395-1213 (272 amino acids)
Biological process (GO): proteolysis
Molecular function (GO): cysteine-type endopeptidase activity
Source: RefSeq, a predicted model, not a curated record
CUCUGUUUCAUUUUUCCAUCAACGUCAGUAUUCCACUCAGCUAACAUGUUCUGACAGAUCAGAACGUUUACACCUGAAUGACGCUUUGAGAUGGACAGUUUUGAUCACAGAUUGGGACUAAGUGAACGUUAAUCAGAUGGAACAAACAGGAAUCUGCUUCCCAGCAUUUAUAACAACUGUGGGUGGAGCAAAUCGCUUUCCGGAAGAGUAAAUGUUGCAACAAUGAAAUUUUAAAUCAUGUGACUUCACAACUCAACCUACAACCUACAAGGUGUUAUCAAAGAGGCGUGGUUAGGGAUUUAUAGCUGAGCUAGAGUUUAAAAGGAGAAUUAUGCACAGACUCAAAGUCUAACAGAGAUACUGCACACAUCCCAGCUGAUAGACAGAAGUUCACAUGAACCUCAUGCCAAUGUGGAAGGGAGUCAUGGACAGACCAGAGGAGUGCAACAGGGCUGUGUUGGUGUCUGUGGCAAACUUUGACUAUGGGGUUCCCUUGGGAAGGAGGCCGGGGGCCAACUGUGACGCUAAGAAGCUCCAUUGCAUCCUCACUAAACUGGGCUACAAGGUGGAACUUCACAUGGACCCAAGCAGCAAGGAAAUCUACAAGCUGUUCUCUGAAGAAAGCAGGCGGCCUGUGAAGGAGUGCUUCCUGGCUGUCCUGUCGUCUCAUGGGGAGGAGGGCUGCGUGUUCGGAUCGGAUGGGAAACCUGUCCAACUGUCUCGUGUCUUCACAUACUUUGAUAAUGAAUGCAUGGAGAAAAAGACCAAACUGUUCCUCAUACAGGCGUGCCGGGGAGGCGCUCUGGAUGAUGGAGUGGAGGUUGAUUCAUCAGUCAGCAGAUUCCCACACUAUUUUUCUGUUCCCGUGGAUACAGCUGUGAUGUUCGCCACAGCACCAGGUUAUGGUGCGUUCAUGAAUUUCACUGGAUCAGUCUUCCUGCAGACGUUCUGCUCAUUAUUGGAAGAGGAGGGUCACUCUAACCUGGAGCUGACUCGGCUGAUGACCCGACUCUCCCACAGGGUUGCCUACACCUUCGAGUCCAAAGGGAGGAAGUAUGGCGGGAAGAAAGAGAUGCCAUGCUUUCUGACACGACUGACCAGAGAUGUGUUCCCGUUUGCAGAAAUGGAGAAAGACAGGAAAGCGGAGACAAUAUCUGCCACAUCAUUGGUUGUUUCACAGAAUACUAGACAACGUAUUGUUUCACUAAGUUAGCAAGCAGUUUUCCUGCAUGCUGACUCAGCACAUAUGUAGACUGGCAUGAUCAGGAACAUCACAAGGGGCUGCACAGUGGCACAGUUGGUAACAUUGUUGCCUUGCAGCAAGAAGGUUCUGGGUUCAAUUCCCCACCCCAGU